Messenger RNA from Diuraphis noxia (Russian wheat aphid), 681 nucleotides. It is a transcript of the gene Burs, whose product is annotated as Cuticle-tanning hormone bursicon. Gene Ontology annotation, biological process: animal organ morphogenesis. NCBI's taxonomy places the organism in Eukaryota, Metazoa, Arthropoda, Insecta, Hemiptera, Aphididae. The record is from RefSeq and is a predicted model, not a curated record. Gene Ontology annotation, molecular function: BMP binding; receptor ligand activity.
CCACUCGCAAGAUUAUUCACAGUAUGAUCUUUGAGUCGUAAUGUCUACCAUCAACCAGGAAUUUUUCAGAUACCUGAUAGUAUUGGCUAUGUGUAGCAUGGCCUUUGCUGAUAAUGGUAAUGGGGUGGUUGUGACCGCUAGGUCUAGCGACGACUGCCAAGUAACUCCCGUCAUCCAUGUCCUACAGUACCCAGGAUGUGUACCUAAGCCAAUACCAUCGUUUGCAUGUACAGGUCGCUGCAGCAGCUAUCUACAAGUUUCUGGGUCUAAAAUAUGGCAAAUGGAAAGRUCUUGCAUGUGUUGUCAAGAGAGCGGUGAACGAGAAGCGUCGGUAUCACUGUUUUGCCCAAAAGCCAAACAAGGCGAGAAAAAAUUUAGAAAGGUAACUACAAAAGCUCCACUAGAAUGCAUGUGCCGCCCUUGUACGGGUAUUGAAGAAAGUGCGGUGAUUCCUCAAGAAAUGUCCAACUAUGCCGCCGAUGAGCCACCAAUCAACGGACAUUUUUCUAAAUCUAUUUAAAUUAUUAAUCAAUAAAUAAAUAAAGAAAGUGUUUAUAUUACUUUCAUUUUUAUACAGUUUCCAAAUUCUCUACCUUCACUACCCUCUUCGUAUCUAUAAUUAUUAUAUUAUGUAAUAUUUUAUAUAUAGGCGUAUAAUAAUAUAUAUAAUAUAAUCGUACC